This is a messenger RNA of Rhipicephalus sanguineus (brown dog tick), 405 nucleotides long. RefSeq lists its product as uncharacterized. The record is from RefSeq and is a predicted model, not a curated record. NCBI's taxonomy places the organism in Eukaryota, Metazoa, Arthropoda, Arachnida, Ixodida, Ixodidae.
AUGGCGGUCAGUGCUCCAGCCUACCCUGCGAUGCUCAGAGCAGUGGCAGCCGAUAACUCUGUUACCCGAGCCUGUCAGCAAAUCCUAACGAUGCUGACGCUAUGGCUGGUUGUCGUGUUGGUGACGCUGUUGUUUCCUGUUACGUCGACUCUGAACGUGUGCGCGAAGCCUCCAGCUAUGUCAAAGAUGCUGAAGGUGCUGAGGCCGACAUCCAAAGUGCUGGUAGACUGCGCAGCCGAUGUGAUUAUCACUUACAGGGCAAACGCUAGCCUCCUCGCAAAGAUCGUACAAAUGGUUUGCGAGUAUCAUGACGAGUGCUACGAUGGAAUACUGGACAUAAAAGAUAGGGCUACGAGAAGAGGUAUAGCCGGUCAAUGCUUUCUCAGAAAGUUCCUGAACAUAUAU